AUGUCUUUAUCAUGUCUAGAAGCAGAUCACUCCUGGGGGCCGACUUUGCCAACACCUUGUCAUGGAGGGUUUGACUUCACCAUCUACUUUGAACAGAUCUGGCUUUCAACUGUGCCAUCAAUCUUGUUCUUGGUUUCCAGCGGUCCUCGGCUGUGGCAGCUCUGCCGAGCCCCAGUGGUGAUCCGUAAAUCGAGGAGCCAACUGGUCAAAUUGGGCACUAUUAGCCUACUGAUCGCUCUUCAAUUGACACUGCUUCCCCUGUGGUGUUUGAGGACGUCCCUCCAAACGUCUGCUUCCAUCCCGGCUGCUGUCUUCUCGUUGGUUGCUGCACUUGUGCUUGCUCUUCUCUCCUAUUAUGAACACCAGCAAUCUGUUAGGCCGUCGACGUUGCUUAGCGUUUAUCUCUUUUUUUCAGUCCUGUUUGAUGCCGUCCAAGCUCGAUCAUUAUGGCUUCGCACCACCAAUGCCCCGAUCGCAGCUGUAUUCACUGCGACGUUGGCUGUUAAAUUCAUCAUCACGGUCCUGGAAGGACGAGAGAAACAAGCAAGUUCGCAAGGACCAGAAAUCAAGUUGUCGCCCGAAACCACCAGCAACAUAUAUAAUCGCACAGUUUUCUGGUGGCUGAACCGUCUGUUUCUCACUGGUUACAAGAGUACCCUGCGCUUGAACGACUUGUAUCCGCUUGAAUCAGAUAUGGCCUCAGCAAAGCUAGGCGCUGCCAUAGAGAAUGUCUGGAUGGGGACCAAGCAAACCAGCCCGUAUGCUCUGCUUUUGACGACUGUAGUUGCACUGAAAUGGUCCCUGCUCUCACCAGUGGCCCCUCGUAUUGCGCUUAUCGGCUUCAAAUACUGCCAACCACUCUUGCUGGCGAGUGUGGUCAAUUAUGUGCAGCUCCCAGAUACAGACCGUGAUAUAAAUGCCGGCUACGGUCUGAUCGGAGCGACAGCCAUCGUGUACAUUGGAAUUGCAGUGAGCACUGGAGUUUACAAUCUCAAAGUAUACAGAUCCACCGUCAUGAUACGCGGCUCGCUUGUGAGCAUCAUCUACCGCAAAACCUUGAGACUACAUCUAAACGAAGCCAAAUCAUCCGCCGCAUUAACUCUGGCUAGUUCGGAUGUGGAUCGGAUUGGCCUCACCGUUGAAAGUGGGCAUGAGAUCUGGGCCAGUAGCAUUGAAACCAUAUUAGCCCUCGUGCUGCUGCAACGCCAAUUAGGCUGGGCCAGUAUUGCCCCUGUAUUACUUGCUUUGCUGGCUACCGCGGCAAAUACGCGAAUCGCAAAGUAUGUCCCACGGCGCCAACGGGAAUGGGGCGCUGCGAUCCAGAAGCGGGUAACCCUCACAUCGUCAGUCCUCAGAAACAUGAAAAGCGUCAAGAUGAUGGGCCUGCAGGAGACGAUUGCUCGGGCAAUUCAGGUGGCCAGGGUCUACGAGCUGGAUUUGUCGAAGCGCUACCGGAGUUUCUUUGCGUACAUGGCCAUUAUCUCAACUAUACCUUUGCAAUUUUCUGCCCCGUUCGCUUUUGUCGUCUAUAUAUAUGGUGUCAAAUCACAGCAGGGACUUGACUCCGUUGCAGCACAGAUAUUCGCGACACUUUCACUGACUCAACUGCUGGCCACUCCAUUACAAAAGGUCUUAUCUUCCAUUCCGUCUUUUGCGGGAUCCCUCGGUUCAUUCACACGUAUCGAGGCUUACCUUCAGCUUGACGAUCGUGUUGAUGGCAGGGCUACCGGCCUUGCAAGUAGCCGGGAGAGCGCGAAAGAGUCAAUUAUAGGCGAAAACCAGAUCGAACCGAGGAACUUGGGAACGACAGGGAGAAGCAAAAGUAUUGGUAAACAUGCAAUUUCAGGGCAAGAGGCAGACAUUUCCUACUCCGCGGACUCACAUCUAAUUCUCCACAAGCAGAACUUUGAAAUUCGGAAAGAUCUCUUAAACAUAGUCAUCGGCCCUGUGGGGUGUGGAAAAACCACGCUGCUCAACGCCCUCCUCGGCGAGAUCACCAUCUCCAGUGGCAAAGUGAUAGUAGAUGAUUCUCCAAUUGCCUAUUGCCAGCAAACGCCCUGGCUCAUUAACGCCUCAGUUAAAGAGAACAUCCUCAAUCACUCUCCGUACGACGAGGCUUGGUAUAAGAGGGUGAUUUGGUCCUGCGGAUUGAACGAAGACAUUGAACAACUGCCUGAUGGAGAUGAUACUCUUGUUGGAAGCCGGGGAACCAGUCUAAGCGGUGGACAAAAGCAGCGGCUGGCCCUCGCCCGGGCUGUCUACGCUCGAGCACAAUUAGUCGUCCUUGACGAUACCCUGAGUGCUCUCGAUGCCCGAACUGAGAAACUGGUUUUUGAUCGUCUGCUGUCCAAAACGGGACUCUUCCAGCAGCUGGGAUCGACAGUCAUCCUGGUCACUCACUCAGUGCAACAUCUUCGAUCUGCGGACAACAUCAUUGCAUUGGAUUCCAAAGGAUGUAUCGAACAACAUGGCUCAUUCACAGAGCUUAGCGGUCGAGAGGGGCCCGUUCGACGCCUGCUAGCUGAUUGUCCCCCUGACAAGAGCAGUGCAGAAUCUGACACCUUGUUACCAGCUUCUGAUUCAGUUUCUCCAAACCAAGCUCAAGAGAGAGCAAAUGUGUCAUUGCCGCAUGCUGCUGCUGCCCCGGGCCUAAAAAGGAAGCCUAUAUCCGAUUCAGCUGUGUUGAUGUAUUACUUGAAGUCCAUUGGAUGGUGUCGUGCGUCGAUAUUUCUCCUUACAAGCCUGGCGUAUGUGUUCUGCACCAGCUUCACCCAGGUCUGGGUUCAGUGGUGGACGGAAUCUAAGAAUUCCAACGAUGGGUCCUUCUUAGGGGUCUAUUUUGCUCUGGCAGUUGGAGCCAUUGCGAAUUAUAGUUCGUCCAUCUGGUGCAUGAUGAUCUCUAUCGUGCCAAACUCAGCAGCGAAACUGCACUUGCAGCUCCUUGAUUCCGUUAUUCAUGCGCCCAUGUCAUUCUUCUCGUCUGUAGACUCGGAGAUUACCCUCAACCGAUUCAGUCAGGACAUGUCGCUGAUCAACAGUCGCCUCCCUGUAUCCACAAUGCAGGCAACACCGAUGGCUUUCCAAGCGCUAGCACAGAUCGCUCUUAUAGCCGUUGGGUCUACCUACCUGGCCAUUGCGAUACCCUUCUGCCUUGGCACGACCUGGGCUCUACAACGAUUCCACCUUCGGACGUCGAGGCAACUGCGCUUACUCGAUCUGGAACUGAAAUCUCCGUUGUUCUCAAGCAUCUCUGAGACCCUCGAAGGUCUCCCGACGAUCCGCGCCUUCGGCUGGCAGGAGACAUUCGAACGACGGAAUCAGGAACGACUGGACGCCUCGCAGCGCCCAGUCUACCUCAUCUACUGCAUCCAGCGCUGGCUGACCUUUGUCCUUGAUCUCAUAGUCGCAGCACUGGCUAUUCUGCUGGUCAGCCUGGCGACUCAGUUGCCGAGCAGCACGAGCGGGGGCCGUCUAGGUGUUGCGAUGCUCAACAUCCUCGGCUUCAGCCAGAGUUUGUCCCAGUUCAUCUUCUUCUACACAGACUUGGAGACGUCGUUGCAGGCAGUUUCCCGGGUUAAGGAGUUUGUGGAAACGACCAUGUCGGAAGAAGCGAGCCCCAGGUCUCUGACUGCGCCCCUAGAACACUGGCCUGCUCGCGGCGCGGUGGAGUUUCGAAAUAUCACUGCUUCAUAUGCUAGUGACACGGACAGCCCUGUUCUCAAGGGUAUCUCCCUGGUCAUUCAACCCGGACAAAAGGUCGGAAUAUGUGGCCGGACAGGCAGCGGCAAGUCCUCUUUGCUUUCUGCUUUGUUCCGCAUGAUCGAACUCCAGAGUGGCAGCAUCACUAUUGACGGGAUUGACCUCAAGAACAUAUCCCGGCAGGAGGUGCGCUCACGGUUAAUUGCGAUCCCGCAGGAUCCAUUCUUGCUCCCCGGAACAGUCCGUUUCAAUGCGUCGCCGGACGAAACAGUCGCAGACAACCGGAUCGUAAAAGUCCUCGAGAAAGUCGGGCUGUGGGAGCACGUUCAGAAGCGCGGUGGCCUUGACACCGAUAUUGAUAUUUUGGCUCUGUCGCAUGGCCAGCAGCAGCUCUUUUGCCUUGCGAGGGCAAUGCUGAGGCCCGGCACUAUUCUCAUACUAAACGAGGCAACCAGUAAUGUUGACUGGGGAACCGAUGAGGUCAUGCAACGGGUUAUUCGGGAGGAGUUUGCAAAUGAGACGAUUAUCACCGUUGCGCAUCGCCUGCGAACUAUUCUGGAUAGUGAUUUGGUGGUAGUGCUCGGUGAGGGACGUAUUCUUGAGGCAGGUCAUCCAGGGGAACUGCUUGCGAGUCAGGGUCAUUUUCGGGAAUUGUGUAGUACUCAAGGGAUCACAAUUGACACCAUCUGA
This is a messenger RNA of Aspergillus viridinutans, 4389 nucleotides long. RefSeq lists its product as uncharacterized. Gene Ontology annotation, cellular component: membrane. The record is from RefSeq and is a predicted model, not a curated record. Lineage: Eukaryota; Fungi; Ascomycota; Eurotiomycetes; Eurotiales; Aspergillaceae. Gene Ontology annotation, molecular function: ABC-type transporter activity; ATP binding; ATP hydrolysis activity. The coding region runs from base 1 to 4389 and encodes 1462 amino acids. Gene Ontology annotation, biological process: transmembrane transport. The transcript has 6 exons.